AUGGUGCAUCGCGCCGUUGGACCUACGACGCCUGCUUGUGCUGCCGGUCGAACCGUCCACAGCAUGGUUGAUCAACCAAGAGUUCGAAGUGAUGAUGAGAAGAACCGGUACGGAUACGAAGAGCCAGUGGAAGCGGAUGCAAAGACCAGUACGAAUAAGAAGCAGAAAGUACGAACAAAAAGUAUCAGUACGGAUAAUAAAAAGUACCAGUGCCGACAGGAAAAACCAGUGCGGAUACGAAGAACCAACAAAAAGUGCAGAGUACGAAUACAAAGAACCAGUAAUUACGGAGUACCUAGUACGGAUAAGAAGAGGCUGCACGGAGAACAAAGCUCAGCAGCAACUGCAAUCAUGGUACCCGUCGAUGCGCCAUCAUCAGCCUAUUAG
Messenger RNA from Drechmeria coniospora, 387 nucleotides. RefSeq lists its product as uncharacterized. The transcript has 2 exons. Lineage: Eukaryota; Fungi; Ascomycota; Sordariomycetes; Hypocreales; Ophiocordycipitaceae. The coding region runs from base 1 to 387 and encodes 128 amino acids. The record is from RefSeq and is a predicted model, not a curated record.